CAUCAACACCGCGGCGUCGCUAACUCAUCCUGAGGAUUUUUUACGUUUUUAAGUCAUUUUUUAAUAUUAUUUGUGAUAUAUAAGACUACUUAUAUAAAGAUGCCAACAAAACAAGAAACCAUCAACUUCCCCAUUCGCAAGACCCGCACAUCAAGCAUGAAGGCAGACAAAACAGAGGAAGUUUUGCCGGUUAGAAGAAGCUCCAGGGCUCGCACCACCAAGGAAAAUCUCUACGACAGUCCAAGGAGAUCAACAAGAGCUACCAAAGAUGCCUGCGACAGUCCAUACAGGUCAUCUCGCAGAACAGAAACACCAACCAGGGUGUCAAGAGCUGCGGCAAAGGACAUUGAUGCAGUUACUCCAAGCAAGAGGAGAGCAAGUGUUUCUGAAGUUGAGCAAGAAGGCUUAAUGUGCAGCCCAAACAAGCACUUGGUUAUUGAACUGGCUCGUUUGCCAAAGUCAAUAUCCAGCCCAGUCAAGUUACCACUUAAAGUAUGCCGACAGCUUCUUAGUGAAGAUUCCAAUCAGGAAAAUUCAGAAAACACACACAAAGCAUUGUCAGAUAAACCCAUUGAAGAUUUACCUUUAAGUCCAGUUAAGUUUUAUCCAGCUGCAAAUUCACCAGCAAAGAUUCAAAAUGCUGGUUCAAAUAGCCCCCUUAAAUCAUCAAAUAUCAUCAAUAUUGCAAGUCCCAGGAAGAAUAUUAGCAGUCUGAUUUCUAGCCUCCAAAGUCCAUCUAAAUCUCCAUCAAAGUCUGUAAGAUUAGGCAGUCCUGUUAAAUCCCCACUGAAACGUCUUGUAAUGGAAAGGUCUGUUAAGUCGCCCUUGAAGGGAAUGAGCAGCCCAGUCAAAUCUCCCCUGAAACGACUUGUUAUGGAUGGACCAGUAAAGUCACCCCUAAAGAAUCUGGACUUUGGUAGCCCCCGGAGAUCGCCUCGUAAAUUAGACCGAAAUGCCCAGAGUCCACGCAGAACUCCACGGAAACUUGCCAUGUCACCCCUGAAGUUUAGUAGUCCCUCCUCCAUGAUAUCAAAACUCUCGCUCGCAAGCCCCACGAACAAUAAAAAGAAUGCAGCCAUGGGUAUCUCCAAACCCAAUGUUACAGCAUACAGAGCAGUUCGCCAGAGUCUGAAUACUGGAACUCCCACUACCCUGGUGUGUAGAGAGAAGCAGGUGGCAGAUAUGGAGUCCUUUUUGAAAGAACACCUUCAAAAUGUCAAGCCAGGAUCAUUGUAUGUUUCUGGAGCACCUGGGACAGGGAAAACUGCUUCUCUAAACUCAAUUCUUGAUAGUAUGAAGCUUCCAAACAUCAAGAAGGUCUUCCUGAACUGCAUGACACUCAGGACUGCUGGUGCUAUAUAUUCAAAGAUAUUGUCAGAGUUGGGUCUCCAGCAAAGAGGGACAGAGAGAGAAAACAUCAAGGCUAUUGAGAAAGCCCUAACUUCAGGGAAGAAUCCAGUGCUAAUUAUGCUUGAUGAGAUUGACCAGCUGGACAGUAGAAACCAAGAAGUCUUGUACUCAAUCUUUGAGUGGCCAGCAUUAGCAGGGUCCAAGUUGGUGCUGGUGGGUAUCGCUAAUGCCCUUGACCUGACUGAUCGCAUAUUGCCUAGACUCCAAGCAAGACCAACUUUCAAGCCGAAGUUGCUUCAUUUCCCACCUUACUCCAAGGCAGAGAUCAUUAAGAUCAUCAAUCAAAGAAUCCAAGAGGCUGGACUGGGAGAUGUUCAAGUGAUAAAACCAGCAGCUGUAAUGUUUUUAGCCGGCAAGGUUGCAUCCGUUGCUGGAGAUGUUCGCAAGGCUUUAGAUGUAUGCAGAAGAGCUGUAGAACUCUGUGAAAUACAAGCACGGAGGCAGAGUGUUAUAAAACCUACAAAUGGAAGUCCUUCCAAGUCUCCAACAAAGAGGCCCAACCCACCCCCAAUGAAGAUGGUGGAGGUGCCCCAAGUAUUGGCCAUUUUUAAUGAGGUCUAUGGCUCUCGUGUUAUCUCUGCUGUAACAGAUGCCCCGGAGAGCUUUCCCCUGCAACAAAAGGUGUUGAUAUGCAGUCUGCUGUUGAUUAUGAAGCAUGCCAAGUCAAAGGAUCUCAAUCUUGGCAAGUUCCACGAUGUAUACACAAAAAUCUGUAAGAAGCGAAAUCUACCGGGAAUAGAUCAAAGUGAAUUCCUAUCACUAUGCACAUUGCUGGAGUCUCGCGGAAUGCUUCAGGUUAAGAAAGCAAAAGAAAUUCGCAGUUCAAAGGUCAUCCUACGUCUUAAUGUUGAUGAAGCAGAACAGACAUUAGGCGACAGAAACCUCUUAGCAGCUAUACUAGAAGAUAAAGAAAGCUUAGGGAAGCUAUGUAAACAGUAAAACAAUUACUAGAUCUUAAAAGAGAAUUCAUUAUGUAUAUAAAGCAUUUUGCUCCCAUUCAUUUCAUUUGGAGGUGAUCAUUUUCAUUUAAGAAUCAUUGAGGCAUAAAUUACACCCAAACUGAUCAUUUAACUUAGUAGAAUUUUGUGAAUAUACCUUUAUGUUGUCGAUGACACAGCUUUUUUAGUCGGUUUGCCUGUUAUCAUGUGUUUUAGCUCAGUGAAGUAAAUGAGGUUUUAUUUAAAGCGUGCUUGCAUGGAUGAUGUGUUGAUGCCUGUGGUUGCAUGCCAAAGAUAUUGUUUUUUGUUUUAGAAGGCCAUACAUGCAUGAAUAUGUUUUAUAGUGAAAAGAUUUGUAUGAAGUGUGCAAGAGGUACUAGUGCAAAUGAGUUUGCAAUUUUCAGUACUAUUUUUAUAUAGAUUUGCUAC
Penaeus monodon (black tiger shrimp) is the source of this 2777-nucleotide messenger RNA. RefSeq names its product cell division control protein 6 homolog (gene Cdc6). Gene Ontology annotation, molecular function: ATP hydrolysis activity; DNA replication origin binding. Gene Ontology annotation, biological process: mitotic DNA replication checkpoint signaling. Lineage: Eukaryota; Metazoa; Arthropoda; Malacostraca; Decapoda; Penaeidae. Gene Ontology annotation, cellular component: nucleus. The record is from RefSeq and is a predicted model, not a curated record.